Molecule: messenger RNA, 3284 nt
Organism: Mytilus trossulus (common blue mussel)
Lineage: Eukaryota; Metazoa; Mollusca; Bivalvia; Mytilida; Mytilidae
Product: FAS-associated factor 2-like
Exons: 14
Coding region: 119-1456 (445 amino acids)
Cellular component (GO): endoplasmic reticulum
Molecular function (GO): ubiquitin binding
Source: RefSeq, a predicted model, not a curated record
CUGUGUUUCCGCUUUUAGUUUAUUUCGACAAGAUCCGGGAAAGAAAAUUAGAAAGUUGCAAUACUUCUAAAUUUGUCAUUGACACAUUUCAUAUUUACAUCACAUAAAACAGAUCAUCAUGGCAGAAGCACUAGAAGAAAUAUCACCAGAGCAGACAGAAAAAAUAAUCCAAUUUCAGGACAUGACAGGAAUAGAUGAUUUGGAUAGAUGUCAACAGAUUUUACAACAGCAUGAGUGGAAUAUUGAGACUGCUGUGCAGGACACAUUUAAUGAACAAGAGGGAGUUCCUUCUGUUUAUAGUCAACCUCCUCCUGAACCCAGAACACCUCCAGUUAACAUUCAACCUUCAGACCAAAGGGUUUUUACAGUAGCUAGUAGAAGACCACAAGGAAUAUUUCAAUGGACAUAUUUUUUUAUGGCGUUUCCGUUUAGAUUUGUUUACACAACUUUUACUGAUAUUUUAACAUUUAUUUGGGGUUUAUUUAGACAAGAUCCAAGGAGAAAUGUAGUAGACCCAGUUGGUGAUGUAACCAGAUUUUUACAGACUUAUAAUGAUUUAUAUGGACAGGACCAUCCAGUAUUUUACCAGGGAUCAUACAGUCAGGCUUUAAAUGAUGCCAAGAGUGAGUUACGGUUCCUGUUGGUAUAUCUCCAUGGUGAUAAUCAUCAAGAUACACCAGAUUUCUGCAGAAAUACAUUAGGGAAUAAUGAUGUGAUAGACUUUAUAAAUAGCAGUAUGUUAUUUUGGUCAUGUAAUACUAACAGUCCUGAAGGAUAUAGGGUUUCCAGGGCAUUAAGAGAAAAUACAUAUCCAUUUUUAGCUUUAAUAGUUUUACGUCAAAAUAAAAUGACAGUAGUAGCUAGAAUAGAAGGUCCUAUUGGACCAGUUGAAUUAACACAGCGAUUAGAAAGACUUAUGAGUGAAAAUGAAACUAGUCUUGUAGCUGCAAGAGCAGAUAGGGAAGAACGAAGUUUCAACCAAACUUUAAGAGCACAACAAGAUGAAGCCUAUUUAGAAUCAUUAAAAGCUGACCAGGAAAAGGCCAGAAAAAGACAGGAAGAACAAGAGGAAGUUAGACAGAUAGAGCAACAAAAAGAAGAAGAAGAAUUAGAAAGACUAAGAUUAAUACAGGAAAAAGAAGACAGAAAAGAAGUAUUAAAGACUGAAAUACCUGCAGAGCCUAAUUCUACUGAUCCUGAUACAGUCAAAAUAGUAUUAAAACUUCCUCAUGGAGCUAGAGUAGAGAGACGAUUUUUGAAAUCACAGUCAUUAAAGGAUUUAUAUCACUUUGCGUUCUGUCAUGAAGACUGUCCUGAUGACUUUCAUAUAGUUACAAAUUUCCCAAGACGGACUCUACCAUGUGAACCUAAAGACGGUGAACCCGAACCUCCCACUUUCGCUGAAGCAGGACUUGGAAAAAAUGAAAUGUUAUUUGUGCAAGAUAACGAAGCAUAGAUUAGAAAAAAUAGAUUGAAAUUGAAUUUUGAUGUUCAAGUGCGAAAGGAAUUUGAAGGAAUUGAAAGAAGUGCAUAUAUAUAAGUUAUUUGAGUAACCUUGACCUUGACAAGAUUGAAGGAAAAAAAAACUUCUAGUUUGUGUUACAUGUUGAAGAAAUUAUAUUCUGUUUGGACCUGGUUUGAGUUUGGAAGCAGCAGAGUGUAAAUUGCCUCAAGCUUAUUGAAACGAAUUAUGGAACUGAAAAUUUGGUAGUUAUGCAGAUUUGUAAUGUGAAUUUAUUCUUUAAUAAGGACUGUUUCCCAGAAAAAAAAGGGAAAUUUAAUCUUUAAAAGAAAUCAAAAGUAUUUUUUUUUAAAUUUGUGUUCAUCAGUCAUACAUUUAUUUCUUUCAUAAAUGAUGUGAAUUUGUAACAAAUACAAAAUGAAAAUAAAAAGUAAUAUGGAUUCAUUUAUUUUUGUGGGUAUCAAUUAUGUGGAUUGAGAAAAACUCAUUUACAUGGGAUAUUUGAUUUCGUAGUUUUGCCAAUCUCUGCAUUAUAUUCUUAUAGAAAUUCUUAUCUUUGUUGAACAUUUGAAUUUGUGGUUAACUUGUUCCCAUGAAACCCACGAAAAUAUGUAUCCAAUGAAUAAUAAUGAAGGCACAUGAAAUCCUGUUCUGUUCUUUACAAUAUUAUUACACUCAGAACUACACUAAAUAUACUGUAAAUUCAGAAAUUAUUGCAUGCAUUUAUUAUUGCGAAUUUGUCAUUUUAGACUUCAAUUUGAUUUUAAUUUUUACAAUUUUGAUAAAAAUCCUGUUUAACUUAUAUAAAAUAUUUUAAAAUGGGAGUUUAGAUUAUUGCAUUUACAACUCAGUCCGUCACAUUUCUCGCAAUUAUAAAAACCUUGCAUUAAUUUCUGAAUUUACAGUAAAUGGUAUUUAUUCUUAGAUUUAGAGUUUGUACUUUUAAACAUUUUCAUUUUUUUUUACCAUACAUGAAGGACUGUGGCUUCAAUUAUAUUUGUGGAUUUAGGACAAAUGAUAUUUUUGUGAAUAUUUUAUUUCGUUGUUAAACCAAAGUUGGCAUAGAAGUCUACUGACAAUUUUUUUUUUUUUGCAUUGACCAUCUAAAUUUUUGGUCCACCUAUCACACUUAGAAUCUACAAAUAAUUUUCCAGGAAUAAUAAGGAAUCCACAGUACUUUCAAACCCCACAUAAUGUUGGUUUUAAAAUAUCUGUUUCUUAGUUCAAUUUAUAAAUAUCAGUUUGUUAAAUUUUUGGGUGAGAUUUUGGAAAUAUCUUACCAAAUAAAUUAAUAAUGAAUUUUGUGCUUAAGUAUAAAUUGUUUUUUAUAAAAUACAAAAAAAAUGUAUGCUUUUUGGCAUGUUUGGUAACAUAUUAUUUUUGUUGUUUUAUGUUGGAAGAACAUUUUUUUGCAGGAAAGUAAGUCCAUGCUUUAUAAUAUGAGCUGCGUCAUAUAAAAAUGGACCAUAUGCAAAUGCACAUUUAUACAUGUACACAUUUUAGACUUUGGUUGAAUUUAAAACAUGCAAUUAUUAAAUAAAAGAUAAAUUUAAGUUUGAUUUUAGGGUUCUUUAACAACUGAAAUUUCAAACAAUCACAGAUGACUUUAUACCAUAGAGAAUUUUUUAACCCAAAAUAGUUUUACAGACAUAUUGAUAUUCCUUAGAACAAAGUCGAUUUCUAUCCAUCAGACGCAGCACAUAUGCAUGUUAUAAUUAUUAAGCAUUUCAGUUCAAAUUUCACCUUUAUUUGUAUUCAAUGCACAAUUGUGAAAAUGAAUAUGCAUUCAAAGAAAAAUGAAUCAGUAAUAAAUGUUUUAACA